GAGUAUUUUCUUAUUUCUUUGAGACGCUAGUAUCAUAACAAACCAAAGCAUCAUGCAUGCAUUGCCUUCCACCUACCUAAUUAAUUUUCUCUAUUAAAAACAAGAAUCUUACCCGUAAACACAACUACAUCACACAAGGGCAGACUUUUCAGAUCAAAGGGGAAGUGUGUUUAAUUUCCUUUUUUCUUUUAAGCUACAUAGUUUCUGUUUAUUUAAGAAUUUCCUUUUAGAAUUUGUUGAACUAUAGUGAUUCUUGGGAGCAUGUUGGAUAAUGAAAACAUCAGUUAAACAUAGCUAUCAGCUGAAGUUAAUUUGUAUGGUAUCUUUUGCUUUUUGACUUUUAUGCUUUUAAUUUAGUAUGUCUUCUGUUGUCAUUCUUGUUUACUUUUGUUUUGUUCAGUUAAAAGGAGCAAUAUGAUCUAUAUAUUUCUCAUUCCUUGUUUCUUACUUUUUGUUUUGAGCUGUCAAUUUACUUGAAAAAGACUGUGACUUCAUUAGUAUAAAUGAUUUCAUGAGCAUUUGUAGGAAGAAGACAAACACUUUUCACUUUAGUAUUUUGUUUUGAUCUGCUGAUGAAACUUUAUUCUUUUGCCAAAAUCGUUUGGUCCUUUCGUCCUAUUAUAAUCUUUGUUGUUUUUUCUCCCAAAUAGGAAACAUGGAACUCAUGCAUCUUAUGGAGAGGCUUAGGCCAAUUGUGGGCUUAAACAACUGGGAUUACUGUGUUUUGUGGAAGUUGAGUGAAGAUCAAAGGUUUCUUGAAUGGAUUUGUUGCUGCUGUGGUGGAGCUGAGAAAAAUAUGCAUAGCUGUGAGCAAGAGAUAUUUUUCCCUGAUUCUUCUACUUCACCUUGUAGAGAUGUUAUGAUUCAGCAUCCAAGAACAACUUCUUGUGAUUUACUGGCUCAGGUUCCUUCUUCUCUGGCGCUAGACUGCGGAAUUUAUGCACAGGCCUUAUUAGCCAAUCAAGCAAAAUGGAUGAACUUUGUGCCUUUCUCAGAAUCAAAUUUGUCUAACGAAAUAAUGGGAACCAGAGCUUUGAUUCCAUCUCCUCUUGGAUUGCUUGAGUUGUUCAGUACCAAACAACUACUAGAAGAUGAGAACGUCAUAGAAUUUGUCUCAGCUCAAUGCAACAUCUACUUGGAGCAGCAAUCUAUGAUGAAUUCAGGCACUAUGAACUCAAAUUUCUCAAAUGGAGAUGACCAUAUUAAAGAUUCCCAAAAUCUUUACGGGCAGACAGUUUCCCCUGCAGAUACAUCAGAUCAAUUGUCAUAUGAUUUCCCACUUAAACGAAAAAACUUGGAUACUUCUUCGAUGAGCUUCCUUCCUCAUCAGUUCAGUACUUACAGCACACCAGAAGUCGAAAACAACACAGGGAAUAAUAUGUUGUUUGAUCAGAGCACAAGUGAUGUCACACAUUUCUCGAGUGAGAUGGAUGCUUAUCUACAGAAAAAAAUGAUGAGAAGUAGCACUCAAGGUGGAAUUGAUGAUGAAUCUGUCAAACAUGAUAAUGGAAGAUCCAAUUCGGGGUCUGAUAGUGAUCAAAAUGAGGAAGAAGAUGAUCCUAAGUAUAGAAGGAGAAAUGGAAAGGGUCCUCAAUCCAAGAACCUUGUGGCUGAAAGGAAAAGAAGGAAGAAACUUAAUGAAAGGCUCUAUGCUCUUAGAGCUUUGGUUCCCAAAAUUUCCAAGUUGGAUAGAGCUUCAAUCCUUGGAGAUGCUAUUGAAUAUGUAAUGGAAUUGGAAAAGCAAGUGAAAGAUCUGCAGCUUGAGCUUGAAGAACAUUCAGAUGAUGAGGGUGGAAGGAAUCAGGACCAGAUUCACCCAGAUGUUUUAAGCCAUAAUGGAACUAAAAACCGGUAUAAAUCAGAAAAUGGGAAACUUUCAAAUGGAAGCCAUAGAGAAUUAUCAACUAAUUCUAAUGGCAGCACUGAUCCUUCCAGAAAAAAUCAAGAGGUAGAAGAAAAUGACAAAUUGCAGCAAAUGGAGCCACAAGUGGAAGUUGCACAGUUAGAUGGGAAUGAGUUCUUUGUGAAGGUGUUUCGUGAGCACAAGGCUGGUGGAUUUGUGAGGGUCUUGGAGGCUUUGAACUCCUUGGGCUUGGAGAAAAGGGAUAACGAAAUGGUUCAAGCUGAUCAUGUGAGGGACUCGUUGCUAGAGCUGAUAAGAAACCCUAGUAGAGGUUGGUCUGAAAUGGCUAGAGCAUCAUCAGAUAAUAAUGCAAAUGGCAGUACAGAUUAUCUCCAUAAUCAUAAACAUCAGCAUCACCAUCAUGAUCAUCAACACUUUCACCGUCAUCACCAUCACUAACAUGUUUAAUUUUAAAUAGUACUUGUAAUAAUGCACUUCUCUGUUUUUACUUUAGUACUGAGUUUCAAUAGUUUGCAGAAUAAAAUACAUGUGUGUGAACUUGUUAAUCUCAUCGGUGCCCAUAGACGUAAUACAAUAUUGCUAUCAAGUUCAUAUUUAUAGAAGAA
Lycium barbarum (goji berry) is the source of this 2469-nucleotide messenger RNA. Its product is annotated as transcription factor ABORTED MICROSPORES. The coding region runs from base 656 to 2302 and encodes 548 amino acids. Gene Ontology annotation, cellular component: nucleus. The record is from RefSeq and is a predicted model, not a curated record. Gene Ontology annotation, molecular function: protein dimerization activity; DNA-binding transcription factor activity; sequence-specific DNA binding. Gene Ontology annotation, biological process: regulation of DNA-templated transcription. Lineage: Eukaryota; Viridiplantae; Streptophyta; Magnoliopsida; Solanales; Solanaceae. The transcript is spliced from 8 exons.